GCGCGUUUUAUGAAUGCAUAGUCCGCAACGCCAGUUGCCAUCUUAUGCCAGCGUAUUGACCGCCUGUGUAAGGGACGGAACCCAGAAUGGCUAGGGUUCCGAGGUGAAUUCAAAACCGCGAGGUCCCCUCGUCACUGCUCGAUCAGUCAUUCCCCCUCACCUCCUCACUCUCUUGAUAACAAGCUUCCGAGUCGUGCCGAACGCACUUGUCUGACUUGCGCGACAUUCCAGCCGUCCGGUACCACAUACAACUCGUAAUUGCUAGUUAUUUGCUGAGCUUAUCCGCUCCUACCUCGACUCCUUAUUACACCUCGUCAACACACCACCUCUACACAUCACAUCAUGUCUGGCCCACGUCUUCUCAACACACAAGGCCCUCGCCUUCUCGGCAACGCGGGCCCUCGCCUUCUCAAGACCGAAGGCCCCCGUCUCCUCCGCACCGCUGAGGGUCCUCGCUUGCUCAAGACCCAGUAUCGCAGUGUCCAUACUGAGGGUCCCCGCCUUCUCCGUACUCAAGGACCACGCCUUCUCAAGACCGAGGGUCCCCGUCUCCUCAGGACACAAGGAUCUCGUCUGCUUAAGACCCAGACCCGCAGCCUGCACGUGACCGGAGCUACCAGCUCCUCGUCGCUCCUCACAUCAGACAAGCCUACCUUCGGCUCGUUAAGCCCCAAGCUACCCUCGUCCGAGGCCGCAGCAUGGAAGCACGAGACCGGCAAUGCCAUGCGUCACUUCAACACAAGUCGAAGCUUGAAGGCUGUCAACGACUCCUCCACCAUCGACUUCAUGUUUGUGCCAGAAUUUGAUCCGGACACGCAGACCGUACCCACCAAGAUCAAUGUACCCAUCAUCCUGUCGACUGCUACAUCUUCAGCUACCCAGGCUGCCGCUGCUGAGGCUGAACAGCCGGUACUUCUGCCCACUGCUUAAAAUGAGAGCUAGUAGGUCAUGCAACCGACCAUCUACACUGCGGCCGCCAAUAGUACGCACAUCCACGCCCCCUCGGCGAUGUCGGACAUGACAGAGGGCAAUCACAUUGACUUUCAGGGUAUUGCUGCGAAGGUUGUGGAUAAUCUGCAGAAGCCUGUCGAGGAGGUCGAGGGUAUGGCAAAGCAGAUCUGGAAGGGGUUCAUUGAGGAUAUCUUCGGCGACUCCAAGCGUGGUAGUGCCUCAAAGGCUUAGGCAGCUGUUGUGGUCGAUGAAACGGGGCAAGUGAGGUAGUGUACGCUUACGCUGGCUGAGCAUGUGGUGCACACAUGGUGUUUUCUUUAGCUUAACGGUUGGACAAUUAGGUCCGGGACAGCUUGAAGUGCUCAAGCUCAUGAGACAUGAACAAUAUCAUUUUAAUACUUCUCUCAGAUCCAUAGCCCAGAAUCCUUCACAUUUUCUU
Messenger RNA from Didymella exigua CBS 183.55, 1390 nucleotides. RefSeq lists its product as uncharacterized. The record is from RefSeq and is a predicted model, not a curated record. NCBI's taxonomy places the organism in Eukaryota, Fungi, Ascomycota, Dothideomycetes, Pleosporales, Didymellaceae. The coding region runs from base 343 to 930 and encodes 195 amino acids. The transcript has 2 exons.